Molecule: messenger RNA, 1494 nt
Organism: Neofelis nebulosa (Clouded leopard)
Lineage: Eukaryota; Metazoa; Chordata; Mammalia; Carnivora; Felidae
Gene: OPRD1
Product: opioid receptor delta 1
Exons: 3
Coding region: 217-1335 (372 amino acids)
Biological process (GO): neuropeptide signaling pathway; G protein-coupled opioid receptor signaling pathway
Cellular component (GO): neuron projection; membrane
Molecular function (GO): G protein-coupled enkephalin receptor activity; neuropeptide binding
Source: RefSeq, a predicted model, not a curated record
GCUCCCGCUCAGAGCGCUCCGGGCGAGGAGAGCGGGCGGGCGCCGGGGGCAGGCGGGCGGGAAGCCAGGUGCACGGGGGGAGGCGCGGGGCCAGCCCCGCGGCCCGGGCGCUGCAGCCCGCGGCGUCGGGGCCCCGGCCUUGGCCCUCGGCGCGUCCCUCGCACCGGGGUUCUGCGCCCAGGGCGCACGGCGGGGAGGGACGCGGCACCUGCCGCCAUGGAGCCGUCCCCCUCUGCGGACGCCGAGCUGCAGCCCCCGCUCCUAGCCAACUCUUCAGACGCCUUCCCCAGCGCCUUCCCCAGCGCCGGCGCCAAUGCGUCGGGGCCGCCGGGCGCCCGGAGCGCCUCGUCCCUCGCCCUGGCUAUCGCCAUCACCGCGCUCUACUCGGCCGUGUGUGCCGUGGGGCUGCUGGGCAACGUUCUUGUCAUGUUUGGCAUCGUCCGGUACACUAAGAUGAAGACAGCCACCAACAUCUAUAUCUUCAACCUGGCCCUGGCAGAUGCACUGGCCACCAGCACACUGCCCUUCCAGAGUGCCAAGUACCUGAUGGAGACAUGGCCCUUUGGAGAACUGCUCUGCAAGGUUGUGCUCUCCAUUGACUACUACAACAUGUUCACCAGCAUCUUCACACUCACCAUGAUGAGUGUCGACCGCUAUAUUGCUGUCUGCCACCCUGUCAAGGCCCUGGACUUCCGCACACCUGCCAAGGCCAAGCUGAUCAACAUCUGCAUCUGGGUCCUGGCCUCAGGUGUUGGUGUACCCAUCAUGGUCAUGGCCGUGACCCGCCCCCGGGACGGGGCAGUGGUAUGCACGCUCCAGUUCCCCAGCCCCAGCUGGUACUGGGAUACGGUGACCAAGAUCUGCGUGUUCCUCUUCGCCUUCGUCGUGCCCAUCCUCAUCAUCACCGUGUGCUACGGCCUGAUGCUGCUGCGCCUGCGCAGCGUGCGCCUACUCUCGGGCUCCAAGGAGAAGGACCGAAGCUUGCGGCGCAUCACGCGCAUGGUGCUCGUGGUGGUGGGCGCCUUCGUGGUGUGCUGGGCGCCCAUCCACAUCUUCGUCAUCGUCUGGACGCUGGUGGACAUCGACCGCCGCGACCCGCUCGUGGUGGCCGCGCUGCACCUGUGCAUCGCUCUCGGCUACGCCAACAGCAGCCUCAACCCCGUGCUCUACGCCUUCCUGGACGAGAACUUCAAGCGCUGCUUCCGCCAGCUCUGCCGCAUGCCCUGCGGCCGCCCGGAGCGGAGCAGCUUUAGCCGCGCCCGCGAAACCACGGCCCGCGAACGGGUCAGCGCCUGCACCCCGUCCGACGGUCCCGGCGGGGGGGCGGCCGCGUGACCGCGCCGGCCCGCCCCGCCGCCGUCCUCCCACUCCCCGGGGUGACCUGGCCGACUCCCCGGGCUCGCAGGGGGCGGGGCCGCGACGCGGAGUGGGGCCGAACAGGGCCCCUGUUUUGGAGAAGGGGGCCGUGCUGGAGCGGAGGCAGGGGCCGAGAGA